Messenger RNA from Glycine soja, 1717 nucleotides. RefSeq names its product angio-associated migratory cell protein. The record is from RefSeq and is a predicted model, not a curated record. Bases 242 to 1417 code for a protein of 391 amino acids. Gene Ontology annotation, molecular function: protein binding. NCBI's taxonomy places the organism in Eukaryota, Viridiplantae, Streptophyta, Magnoliopsida, Fabales, Fabaceae. The transcript has 11 exons.
AGUCCUUCUCCAUCGUUGCUUUGCUUUGGUGCAAAAGAGAGGAACAGAACAGAACUGAGAGAAGCAAGUGAAACCCUCAAUCACCUAGGCUAAAAUCGUCUCGUCUUCAUUCCUUUUUUUUCCGGUAGCAAAAAAAAUGAUUGGAUAAAGAAAGAAGCAAGUGGAAAGUUUAAAUUUAUUGGAUAAAUAUCUCUCAGGUUUAUAGAAUUGAAAAGAUUUCAUUGAUAAUUGAGCAAACACAAUGAGUGCUCCACCUCAUCAUGAUGAUGACGACGACAACGAAGAAGUUUUCCUUGAUGAGUCUGACAUCAUCCAUGAAGUUGCCAUGGAUAAUGAAGAUCUUCCUGACGCUGAUGAUGAUUCUGAACUCCUCGAAGAGGAUGAGGAUGGUGACUUUGUGCACAAAUUCACUGCUCAUACCGGGGAGUUGUACUCAGUUGCCUGCAGCCCAACAGAUGCAGACUUGGUGGCUACUGCAGGCGGUGAUGACAGAGGAUUUCUCUGGAAGAUUGGCCAAGGGGAUUGGGCUUUUGAGCUUCAAGGUCACGAAGAAUCUGUAUCCAGUUUAGCUUUUAGCUAUGAUGGACAGUGUUUGGCAUCAGGAAGCUUAGAUGGAAUUAUUAAAGUCUGGGAUGUAUCUGGAAAUUUGGAAGGUAAAAAAUUUGAAGGACCUGGAGGGGGCAUUGAGUGGCUUAGGUGGCAUCCAAGAGGACACAUACUCUUAGCUGGUUCUGAGGAUUUCAGCAUUUGGAUGUGGAAUACUGAUAAUGCUGCCUUACUUAAUACAUUUAUUGGUCAUGGUGAUAGUGUAACCUGUGGUGAUUUUACUCCCGAUGGGAAAAUAAUAUGUACUGGUUCUGAUGAUGCAACCUUGAGAAUAUGGAAUCCAAAAACUGGAGAAAGCACUCAUGUUGUGCGGGGCCAUCCAUAUCAUACCGAGGGAUUAACAUGCUUGACAAUAAAUUCAACUUCAACUCUUGCUCUUUCUGGUUCUAAGGAUGGAUCGGUCCAUAUUGUGAAUAUCACCACAGGAAGAGUUGUUGAUAAUAAUGCCCUUGCUUCUCAUUCAGAUUCCAUUGAGUGUGUUGGGUUUGCACCAAGUGGUUCCUGGGCUGCAGUUGGAGGCAUGGAUAAAAAACUUAUCAUCUGGGAUAUAGAGCAUUUAUUACCCCGAGGCACUUGUGAACAUGAGGAUGGAGUGACAUGUUUGGCAUGGCUUGGUGCGUCUUAUGUGGCUUCUGGUUGUGUGGAUGGUAAGGUGAGAUUGUGGGACAGCCGGUCUGGUGAAUGCGUAAAAACAUUGAAGGGGCACUCUGAUGCCAUUCAGUCUCUUUCUGUGUCUUCUAAUCGCAAUUACCUUGUCUCGGCCUCGGUUGAUGGAACAGCUUGUGCUUUUGAGGUUGAAAAUUUUCGGUGAACAAUCCCUGUUGUAUUAUUGCAUAGGAUGAGGUUGUCAUUCAUCCAAGCAAAUCCCUCUGUGUUUAUGUCCUUGGAGGAGGGGAUGUUACCUACAGAAAUCAUAUUACAUGAGUUUUUCCUGGACCCAGACAAUCAUAUUGAACAAAAGGCUGGAUAUUUUUUUCGAAGAUUAUUUUUUAUCUUUAACAUUAUUGGUUUUGAAUUAUAAUGUUCAUACUUAGAGAAUUGUGUAUUCAAUGAAGGUGGGAAUUUUUCCUAACAGAUAAUUAUUAUAUGUACAAGUUUUUCUUAGGGAUUA